Molecule: messenger RNA, 1160 nt
Organism: Agrilus planipennis (emerald ash borer)
Lineage: Eukaryota; Metazoa; Arthropoda; Insecta; Coleoptera; Buprestidae
Gene: Nurf-38
Product: inorganic pyrophosphatase
Exons: 7
Coding region: 56-1033 (325 amino acids)
Biological process (GO): phosphate-containing compound metabolic process
Cellular component (GO): cytoplasm
Molecular function (GO): magnesium ion binding; inorganic diphosphate phosphatase activity
Source: RefSeq, a predicted model, not a curated record
GUCAAGGUUUGAGAAGGCCACAUUAAACUCCUUCUAAAUAGUAACAGAUGGCGCGAUGUCUUUUAUUGCAGCUUCACAUGUGCUAGCGGCUGGUGCAAAGAAAAUUAUUGAACAUACUGCUGUGUCAUAUAUUUCGGGGAAGCUUUUUUCGGGUGAAUCUUCAAAAAUGGCAUACAGUGUUAUUGAAAGGGGUGCACCUUAUACUGCUGACUACAGGAUUUAUAUACAAAAUCAAAACGGUCCAAUUUCUGCCCUUCACGAUAUACCCUUAAAGCCAGAUCCUAGUAAAAAUAUAUUCAAUAUGGUUGUGGAAAUUCCCAGAUGGACAAAUGCAAAAAUGGAGAUCACUAUGAAAGAGAUUCUAAACCCCAUCAAACAAGAUGUUAAAAAAGGCAAGCCUCGCUUUGUAGCAAACUGCUUUCCACACCACGGUUACAUAUGGAAUUAUGGAGCUUUUCCUCAAACUUGGGAAAAUCCUGAACAUUUGGAUGAUGGUACUGGAUGUAAAGGUGACAAUGAUCCCAUUGAUGUAUUAGAAAUUGGAUAUAGAGUUGCUAAAAGAGGAGAGGUAUUACAGGUCAAAAUUCUGGGGACAAUUGCCCUAAUAGAUGAAGGAGAGACAGACUGGAAAAUAUUGGCUAUAGAUGCUACAGAUCCCUUGGCGGAUCAGGUAAACGAUGUAAACGAUGUUGAAAAACAUUUUCCGGGACUUUUAAAAGCAACCAUAGAAUGGUUUAAAAUUUACAAAGUCCCGGAUGGAAAACCAGAGAAUCAGUUUGCUUUCAACGGUGAAGCUAAACCAGCAGCUUUUGCCCUAAAUAUCGUUGAACAGGUCCAUGGAUUUUGGAAGCAAUUGAUAAACAAGGAAGUUGAUGCCAAAGGCAUUUCUUGCGUUAACACCACCUUGGAUGGAAAUCCCUUUAAAAUAUCAGUACCAGAAGCAAAAGAAAUCAUUAAUAAAACUCCUGCAACUGCUCCUGCAGCUAACAUAGAUUCAACAGUGGACCUAUGGCACUUUGUACAUCUGAAAUGAAAUUACUUAGGCUCUUCUCCAAUUGAUAAAAGUAAAUUGUGAUUUUUUUAUGAAAAGCAUUUAAACCUACAACUUUGUAAGAAGAAAGUGUGAAAUAUAUACAAACAAACUAAUUUAUUUAAAUAAA